GCUCACUGGCAGUUACUACACUUGGAACUUCGAAGAGCUUUUACUCUGUCAAAGGGUGGCGCAUUUUUGUUCGGAAUCAGCUAGAUUAUAAAUAAUUUUGGACAGAAAACUCGGUCGUAAGAUCCUUAAUGUCAGCGCUGUAUUUGUUGAGCUACCAGUCCGAAAGAAUUGUGUAAAGAAUGGAGUGAAGUACUGUGACAUCGGGAGGAAGAACGCCGAGCGCACCAGGACAGAAAUUCAGAGAAUGGAGUAUUUUCAAGAGGAUAAUUUGUAUACGUAAACUUCCUCAGUGUGUACGUAAACAAGGAAAGAGAACUCGGGUAGUAUAAACAAUAUGUAUGAGAACAAUAACAUCUGUAGUCUGUCAGAAAGUAGCCCCAACGGCUCUGAGACUCCCGCACAAUCCCAAAUGGAUGGAGAUGACUUAAAUUUAGAAGUACAAAGACAUACCGAAACUACAAUCUCAUGUCAUGUCAGUGUGCUCGCCUCUUCCACUGGUGCGGUGUCGCGCCACUGUCACGCAAGCCUUCAGGAGCGCGCUUCAAAAGUUGGUGCGCGUUCACUGCCCCUGGCGCUCAAUGCCUCGACGCGCAGGUCCAGAUUUCAAAGGCAGUUUGAGACGAGUGAACAAAAAACGUCGCUGGACUCCACAGACAAAGGUUCUCUUACCCCUGCUAUGCGUAAAAAAUAUCUGAAAGAUUUGUUUUUGAACUACAAAUCGCACAGUGGACUGUCCAAUAUCUUAUCGUUACAAAGUGCGAGCGAGUCGUGGGGGGCAGAGGAAGACUCUGCACUUUGGGCCUUAGAGCCACUGGAGCACGCCUGGAUGCUGUCAGUUGUAGAUGGAAAUUUGGACACCAUAGUGGAGUUUCUGUCAGAGGACCCCAGUUUACUGACUAGAAAGGACUUUGUGAGUGGUUACACAGCUCUCCACUGGUUGGCCAAAAAUGGGAACCACGAAACAUUAAUAAACCUUCUGAAACAUGCUGAAAAACAAGGUGUCCCAGUGAACGUGAACUUGAAGGGCAGUGGUGGUCUGACACCUCUUCACAUUGCUGCUAUGCAAAGUCAGUACAUGGUCAUAAAGGUUUUAGUUGGUGCAUUUAGUGCUGAUGUGGAUGUCAUGGACUACAGUGGUAAAAGACCUUGGCAGUACCUCAAAGGAAAUGUAUCCCCAGAAAUUAAGGAGCUCCUUGGUGCAUGGGAUGAUGAGCACACUUACUGCAAACUGAAUUUUAAUAAUAACAGGGAAUGUGUAGAAUUAUCCGUGGAGGAAUGCCCAAAGAACACAGAUGAGGUGGAUUCCUUCAGCAGAACUCACAGAUGGGGACUAAGCUCAUUUGUAAAGAGACUCACCCCAUUUUUCUCUAGAGGAAAAAACUAAACAUGCAAAAGACAGGUUUCAUAACUAUUAAAUAUUACAACAUACUCUGACCCUUUUGAUUAUUGAAGACAUUUUGCACCUUUACAGUUCAGAGCAACCUGUCAGUUAAUUUGAAACCAAGUGAUUUUGUUUGUAUAAUCCAUUCAUUUGUAGUUCACCCUCCAUAUUUAUGUAAACAGAUUAAAGCAAAAAUAUGCAAGUGCCCUCUCCUGUAAAACCAUAACCACUCUUUUCAAGACUCAGACUGCAACUGUUUUACAUUAAAAAUCCCACCAGUCUUUUUGAUCUCAUUUCAGUUUUUGUACUGUUUUAUACCAUUUAUACCAUCUCAAACCAUUUCACUGCAAGUUAUACUGUGUAUGACUAUGUAUGUGACAAAUAAACCAAACUUGAACUUAUACCACAAAACCAUGGGUUGGUGGUGGUCCAUGCUGAAGAGCAGAAUGUACAACAAUCCUCAACAUGGAACAUUCACCAAAACCCACGGUCAAACAAAGGGCAAAAGGGGAAAGAUUUCUGGUGCGAUGACAAAGUCAUUUUAUUGUUUCACAACAGCACGUCCAGAGAAUCUGUACAAGAGACAGAGCACUGUUCCGGAUAGCGUGGCUUCUCUCCGCAGGGUUGGCGGGGGUCCGUGUGGGAGAAGCUGAAGAGACAGACCGCAGACUUACAAGCCGAGCUUGGUCCUCCUCCAGUGACGCCGCU
This is a messenger RNA of Electrophorus electricus (electric eel), 2089 nucleotides long. RefSeq names its product sosondowah ankyrin repeat domain family d (gene sowahd). NCBI's taxonomy places the organism in Eukaryota, Metazoa, Chordata, Actinopteri, Gymnotiformes, Gymnotidae. The record is from RefSeq and is a predicted model, not a curated record. Gene Ontology annotation, molecular function: protein binding.